This is a messenger RNA of Euleptes europaea (tarantolino), 1010 nucleotides long. RefSeq names its product ring finger protein 121 (gene RNF121). Gene Ontology annotation, molecular function: ubiquitin protein ligase activity; metal ion binding. NCBI's taxonomy places the organism in Eukaryota, Metazoa, Chordata, Lepidosauria, Squamata, Sphaerodactylidae. The transcript has 9 exons. The record is from RefSeq and is a predicted model, not a curated record. Bases 29 to 1006 code for a protein of 325 amino acids. Gene Ontology annotation, cellular component: Golgi membrane; endoplasmic reticulum membrane.
GAGGCGGGGCCGGCGGCGCGGGGGCAAGAUGGCGGCGGUGGUGGAGGUGGAGGUUGGGGGGCCCCUGGACCACGAGGCGGAGGAGGUGGACUUAUCCCACUUGGCUCCAGAAGAGAGAUGGAGGGUCGAGCAUGCGCGGAUGCACGCCAAGCACCGGGGCCACGAGGCCAUGCACGCCGAGAUGGUCCUCAUCCUGAUCGCCACGCUGGUGGUUGCCCAGCUCCUCCUGGUACAGUGGAAGCAGAGGCACCCGCGCUCCUACAACAUGGUCACCCUCUUCCAGAUGUGGGUCGUCCCCCUCUACUUCACAGUCAAGCUGCACUGGUGGCGGUUCCUAGUCAUCUGGAUCUUCUUUUCCACCGUCACUGCCUUCGUCACGUUCAGAGCAACUCGCAAGCCCCUUGUUCAGACAACCCCCAGGUUGGUUUACAAGUGGUUUUUGCUAAUAUACAAGAUCAGCUACGCCACGGGAAUUGUUGGGUACAUGGCUGUCAUGUUCACAUUGUUCGGACUUAACUUAUUAUUCAGAAUCAAGCCAGAAGACGGGAUGGACUUUGGGAUUUCCCUCCUGUUCUACGGCCUCUAUUACGGCGUGCUCGAGCGGGACUUUGCCGAAAUGUGUGCUGACUACAUGGCGUCCACGAUAGGGUUUUACAGUGCAUCAGGCAUGCCGACAAAACACCUCUCCGACAGCGUCUGUGCAGUAUGCGGCCAGCAGAUCUUUGUCGACGUCAAUGAAGAAGGGAUCAUCGAGAACACGUACAGACUGUCUUGCAAUCAUGUCUUCCAUGAGUUUUGCAUCCGCGGUUGGUGCAUCGUUGGGAAGAAGCAGACCUGCCCGUACUGCAAAGAGAAGGUCGACCUGAAGCGGAUGUUCAGCAACCCCUGGGAAAGGCCGCACGUGAUGUAUGGGCAGCUCCUGGACUGGCUGCGUUACCUGGUGGCUUGGCAGCCGGUCAUCAUCGGAGUGGUGCAAGGCAUCAACUACAUCCUGGGGCUGGAGUAGCCCC